Molecule: messenger RNA, 474 nt
Organism: Penicillium brevicompactum
Lineage: Eukaryota; Fungi; Ascomycota; Eurotiomycetes; Eurotiales; Aspergillaceae
Exons: 1
Coding region: 1-474 (157 amino acids)
Source: RefSeq, a predicted model, not a curated record
AUGCUUCGGGAAGGGAUGUUCAUCGACAAUGAAACGGGGUUCAACUUCAUUGAGGAUGACGAGUCACCCGAGUAUACCCACUGGGUAACAGUCGAUUACGCAACAUAUCCGGACAUCACUCCUAAUCUCGAGGGGGAUAUACUCAUGCAGUUCUUAUCCGACCACAUGCGCCAUAACCAGUGCAGAAUUGAUCCCAAGCCUAAGCACCAUGACUACCCAUGGGUCCAGUCCAUUCCCGUUUAUGCAGAGAGGGACCUUGACAAGUAUGAAGUCGUCGCAAUCGCCAUCGAGCAGUGUAAUUGGUAUGCGAAGGAGAUUCGCGAGGGUCGUAUUUCUGUGGAUCGAAAGCGGAUCUUCCGUGGUGGUGUGCCGACCUCGGAGACCCUACCGCCAGAGACUUCUGUGGAUUUGGAGGAUCGGAUUCUGGACCAAUUGCUAUGGGUGGGGGAGAAUAUAGAGUGUGAAUUUGAGUAG